AUGAAAACACUUCCAAAAUUCAAGCCGUUUGUGCAGGCAUGCUCUGACUGUGGAGAGACACAGAACAUAAUUGAAGAUUACAAAAAUGGAUAUCACGUAUGUGGAAGAUGUGGGUGUAUUGUAGGGAACAGAAUCAUAGACGAAGGGAGCGAAUGGAGAUCAUUUGGGGACAGUAAUAAGGUGGAUCCAUGCCGUAUUGGAAGUGCAAGCAAUCCAUAUCUUGAAUCCGAACAGUUAGAUACGAUGAUAAGCACCGGGGGUGGAGUAAACUCUUAUAUGCUAUCGAAGAUCCAAAUGAAGAACAGCAUGAGGGGCCCUGAAAGAGCUUUGAAGCAUGGUAUGAACCUCAUCACUGCAUUUUGUGAAAGGUCGAACCUAUCAAGGACGAUCAUUGAUAGAGCACAUUACAUCUUUAAGAAUAUAGAGGAAAGAAAGCUUCUGAAAGGCAAGAAUGUGGAGGGGAUUGUUGCAGCCUGCAUGUACAUAGCAUGCAGGCAAGAGGAAUGCCCCAGAACAUUUAAAGAGAUAAGUGUGAUGACUGCUGUGCAGAAAAGAGAGAUAGGCAGGUGCUUCAAGCUGAUAUCUCCUCAUCUGGAGAGAAUGGCAACCAUGUCUACUGAGAAUAUCAUAGCAAGGUUCUGCUCUGAUCUUAACCUAAGCAUCAAAAUCCAAAAGAUUGCUACAGAAAUAGCGAAGGCUGCACAUGAGUUGGGAUGCCUUGCCGGAAAGAGUCCGGAUUCCAUAGCUGCUGCAGUCAUAUACAUGGUGACUAAUCUGUUCCCUGAGGAAAAAAAGAUCCAAAAAGAUAUCCAGUUCGUCACUAACGUCACAGAAGUCACAAUAAAAAACACAUACAAGGAACUUGUGGCCUUCAAAUACGAUAUAAUUCCUGAGAACAUGGUCAAUAGAGAGAGCAUAGAUAAGCUCCCAGGCUAUUAA
Molecule: messenger RNA, 939 nt
Organism: Encephalitozoon romaleae SJ-2008
Lineage: Eukaryota; Fungi; Microsporidia; Unikaryonidae
Product: transcription initiation factor TFIIB subunit Brf1
Exons: 1
Coding region: 1-939 (312 amino acids)
Biological process (GO): transcription preinitiation complex assembly; transcription initiation at RNA polymerase II promoter
Cellular component (GO): transcription preinitiation complex; nucleus
Molecular function (GO): TBP-class protein binding; RNA polymerase II general transcription initiation factor activity
Source: RefSeq, a predicted model, not a curated record